Molecule: messenger RNA, 3426 nt
Organism: Xyrichtys novacula (pearly razorfish)
Lineage: Eukaryota; Metazoa; Chordata; Actinopteri; Labriformes; Labridae
Source: the annotation of a GenBank genome assembly
GAGCAGCGGCCUCACUCCUAUCCGGUCUCGACUGCUCGGUCAGUCAUGUCCACUUAAUAACGAGGAAUAGCGUCUGGUUUCACUUCUCUUUGUUGUGAAACCCCUGCCGCACAUUACAUCUUGUUUUGCUGACUGUAACAAUUUCACAGCAUUUAAGGCCGGAUUUAUAGAGCUUUAGUUUAAAAAAAGAAAAUUCAAGAAAUCCCAAAUGGUAGUUUUGUGUGUUGCCGCAGCGGGGCACGCAAACGAGCAAAACGCGUGAAUAAGCUAUAGAGUACUUCCGGGUCGUAGAGCUAGCUUGCAAGUCCGUCCCUGACUGUCUUUCACUUUUAAAAAGCUUCAUGUUUCUAUGUUUUUUGCCCUCUAUUUAGUGCAUCACCCGUCAUGGUGAGUAUUUUUUACCGUCUUAUAUUAUUACUCUUCUGUAAGUAACCAGAAACAAAAGUUAGAGUUGAAUUUUUAGCUGCCCUAGCUAGCUGCUGCUGCAUGUAUGAGAGCUCUGCUUCAUCUAUUCUGACCAUAGACUGUACACACUGUAUUGUCACAUGUUUCAUGAAACAACAAACGACCUUGCUCAAGUUUAUUAGCAGAUAUUUUUCAAAAUCACUGGAGAAGAUGGUUUCCUCCUCGGGUUCUGUAUUGGAAAUUAUAUGUGUUCACAAUAACAGAAAUACAAGUACAUAAAUGUUUAUUGAAGUACAAUCAGAUCUAUAGCCCUAUUACUUUGUCAUAGGUUUGUUGAGUUUUCUAAUUUUAGGGAUAGUAUUGUCAAUAUUGUCUUGUUACAAUUAAGUGUUUCUGAUCAACCUCUAGAUCAGUGGUUUGUGUUCUGUGUAAUAAAUUUCUAAAGUUGGUCCACAGCCACAUAAGCUUUGCUGGCGGAGGUGGGAUUUAUGACCUAUACAGCAGCCUGUCAACAGCGGGUGCUGUUCUCGGGGUGGCUUCACCCAGCAAGGAGGCAAACGCUGUCUAUUCUAUAUACAGUCUAUGAUUCAGGCCACAUUAAUAAGAAACUGAGUACGACCACGACAUAACAUGUGCCUUUUAAAAUAAGCUAUUUUCCAAAGUAAUGUACAUGUCAAACAUCAAAUGCGCAUCGAAUAUUUACUUUAUUGACCAGCUGUUUGCGAUCCAUCCAGAACAUGUCCUCGACCCACUUUUGGGUCGGGACCCACCGGUUUAGAACCACUGCUCUAGGUAACUGUUUGAUAAUACAAAAUGCCUUUUAUUACAGAUCCGAGCAGCGGUGUUACACAGAUUGACGCCCCACAUUCUGUCCUGCACCAGAAGAUCAUGUAUGCUCUCAGGUCGGAUACCCUAUGUUGUUCAGCCCCAAUCACCAAGUCGACCACCUGUCCAGCCGAGCUUACAUGGACCUCUUAUACCUAAAAUCACAGCCCUGGUGAGAUAUUCAGAUGUAUCCUCUCAGAAGUUCACGAUGAUCUACACCCUGCCACACAUUAGAUUCCUCAGAGCUGUGUCUAGGCUCAAACUGUUCCAGACUGCAUUCACGCUGGUCAUUUUGCCUCCAGUGUAUGCCUUCUACCUCCAUGGAGAUGUCCCUAUAUCUCUUGUCAGCUACACAACUGGGGUAGCACUUUUUGCUGGUGUCAUGCUGUACACUGCCAGUCAUUUUCUCAGGAGAGUUGUUGGGAUGAUGUACCUGGACCCAUCGCAGACUACUCUCAAAGUGUCGCACCUCACCUUCUGGGGCAGACGCAAUGACAUUUUCCUGCCGGUGACAGAUGUUAUGACCAUUGCGGAUACAGGGGACUCCCGAAAUGAGAUGAUAUUGAAACUUAAAAGAUUCAGCAGCCCACAGACCUUUUAUUUUUCCACUCACUAUGGACGUGUGGUAGACAGGGAAGGUUUUGAGAAAGUGUUUGGACCUUUAACAUAGCAAUUUUUGAAAAGUGAAGACUUGGAUCGUAGUUAUCAACAGUGAAUUCUUCUCUGCACUAUUAAACAUACAUCAGAAGACUGACAGUUUAUAAAUGGAAUAUGUUGGACUUUACAUGUCUGUUGUAUCCCUUGACAACAGACAUGACAAUUUAUUUUCCUUUUUUUUCUGGAGUAAAGUUUGAGCUGCCUUAGUAGGACUGUUGUCAUCAGUGUGAAAUAGUACCUGGAUUACUUCAUUCAGUAGCUAACUUGUCAAACAGGCAAAAAAUAAAAUCAAAUAAAAGCAUAAUCUGGGUAAGUUUGUCUGUAUAACUUAGAAUUGUUAACAAUAACCGAAGACGCUUAUGAAAAAAGAAAACCGUCCAGUAAGCAAUAGUUCCCUCACCAAAUUCUUUUUUUCAGUGGUAUAUAAUGUAUCAAAAAAUGAUGGGAUGUGUUUGUACCAUCACAAAGAAGUAAGAAAUAAUCACAUCAUGAAGCACACAGAAUAUAGUUACAUAAGAACACAUACACGCAUAGAUAUUUAAGAAGUAUUAAGUCUUUUCUACUACAGUGAUGUUUGGGUGAAGCCUCUCACGGUUUACGGGUUGUUACCAAAUAGGACUAGAGAGUUAACAAUGUGUUCAUUUAUGGUUCUGAAAAAAAAAAACAGCAGAUGAUGGUAAAAUAAAAGCCAAACCCAGGGCUUAAAACUUAAGUUUAAACAGCACUAAUGGCUGAUGUCCUGUUUUAUGUCCAGUCCAUGCAGAUAAAAAGAGGUUCAUAUGUUUCUGCUGUGUUUUCUCACACUUGGUUAUUUAGAAAUGCAAUGACUCACCAUCUUAUCUUAGACAAUGUUUCAGGGGCACAGUUACUGGAGUGCUUUAUUUCUGUGUCUGAAAAAGAGCUCUGAAGCUUUGCUGCAGAAAAUCGGAAAAAAACAACAGCAGCAUUUUAAAGCUCCUCAGAGCUCUAUUUCCGAGGCCUCCUCAUUUGGUCCUCCAGCUCUGGUAGCACCAAGGUGAUAGCUGUUAAGCUCAAUGUUGUCCUGCUCUGCCGGCUUCUGCCCUCUGGUGGCCUGGAGACACAUGACAGCAAAUAUGAAGAAAUCACUGGAUCACUCACUGAUUGUACAGUACACACACUGAGUUUUCUUCACCAGUUCUCUUUACCAUGCACCUUACCUUAUCAUAGAAACGCAUCGCAAAUAGAAACAAUGCCAGAGCAAGCAGCAGGUACACCAGUCUCACAAGGGAAAUGUUUGGAAGAGCUGAAAAACAGAUGAGCAACAAUCAGAUCAAGCCAUGGAAUAACACAUAUACUGUAGUGAGUAUUGAUGAAUAUUUUAGCAGUUUGAUUUAUUCUUUAUUUGCUGAAAUGCAAUGCUGGAUGAUCAAAAAAUUAUACAUUUUCUUAAACAGUCAUAUUUAUUGUUUGAUUUGAGCUCAUUCGAAUUGGCAGGUAUUUAAACAAAUAACUAAGCUGUAUUACAUGUUGUUAAAUGGGAUCUACUUACAAAUAAAUACAUACUCUUGGGUUAUCUUU